UCCAUUACAGCAGAAGAGAACACACUCCACCAGACCCAACUGUGUGUUUAUGCAAAUUCUAAUAACAUUCAAAUAUGGAGACUUCUGAUCUGAACACAGAUAACAUGUCCCCGCCCUUAAAAAAAUGUAAACCCCAGGACCAGAGAUCAGCAUCACCAGCACCCAGCUGUAUCUCCAUGAAGAGUGACUGGUCUAUGGAACAGCCUCCAGAGUUAAAAUAUGGAGACUCCUCACCUCUACACAGUAACCCACAGGCACAGAGAUCAGCAUCACCAGCACCCAGCUGUGUCUCCAUGAAGAGUGAACAGUCUAUGGAUCCGCUUGACAAAUUUAAAGAUGGAGACUCCCCACUUCUACAAAGUAAGCUCCAGAUAAAGCAAAAACCAUCAGCACUCAGCUGUAUCUCCAUGAAGAGUGAUCACUCUAUGGAUCCUCCUCCGAAAUUUACAGAUGGAGACUCUAAACUUCUACAUGGUGUUCUACAGGAUGCAGGAUACAGAACAGAAAAAAACAUCAUCACAGAUACAGAGUCUGACCGAGAAUCUGCUCCUAUAAAUGAAUUUCAGAAAAAGUUUAAAUUAAAUCUGAUGAAGAAAUGUGAGUGUUUGAAUGGAGUGAUAAUAAACCAGGAAAACCGAACCCUCCUGAAUGAGAUCUACACAGAGCUCUACAUCACAGAGGGAGACAGUGGAGACGUCAAUAAAGAACAUGAGGUGAGACAGAUCGAGGCAGCAUCCAGGAGAACAACAACAGAGGAAACACCAAUCCAAUGCAAUGACAUCUUUAAGCCCUUAUCUGAACAAGACAAACCCAUCAGAACUGUGCUGACAAAGGGAGUCGCUGGCAUCGGAAAAACUGUCUCUGUGCAGAAGUUCAUUCUGGACUGGGCUGAAGGGAAAACAAAUCAGGACGUCCACCUCAUAUUUCCACUUCCUUUCAGAGAGCUGAAUUUGAUGAAGGACCAAAAACUGAGUCUGAUGGAGCUCCUUCAUGUCUUCUGUAACGAAACAAAGAAAAUAAAAAUGUACCGUUUGGAAAAGGUUCUGUUCAUUUUUGAUGGAUUGGACGAGUGUCGUUUUCCUCUAGAUUUCCAGAACACAGUGAGUGUGUGUGAUGUAACUGAAUCAGUAUCAGUGCCUGUGCUGCUGGUAAACCUGAUCAAAGGGAAUCUGCUUCCCUCUGCUCUCAUCUGGAUCACCUCCCGACCAGCAGCAGCUGAUCAAAUCCCCUCUGAGUGUGUCCAUCGAGUCACAGAGGUACGAGGGUUCAAUGACCCACAGAAGGAGGAGUAUUUCAGGAAGAGGAUCAGUGAUCAGAGCCUGGCCAAUAACAUCAUCACACACCUGAAGUCAUUAAGAAGCCUCUACAUCAUGUGCCACAUCCCAGUUUUCUGCUGGAUUUCAGCCGCUGUUCUAGAGAGAAUGUUGGGUGAAGCAGAGAGUGGAGAGAUCCCCAAGACUCUGACUCAAAUGUACACACACUUCCUCAUCAUUCAGAUAAACAUCAUAAGAGAAAAGUAUUUAAAGAAGCAGAAGAGUAAUGAAGAAAUGCUUCUUAAACUGGGACAACUGGCUUUUGAGCAGCUGAAGAAAGGGAACCUGAUCUUCUAUGAGGAAGACCUGAGAGAGUGUGGCAUUGAUGUGAGAGAAGCAGCAGUGUACUCAGGUGUGUGUACGCAGAUCUUCAGAGAGGAGUUUGGGCUUCACCAGAGUAAAGUGUACUGCUUUGUUCAUCUGAGUAUUCAGGAGCACCUCGCAGCUCUGUAUGUGCACCUGGAGUUCAAAAUAGAAAACCGAAAUGCUCUUAAAAACACUCUGCAAAAGAAAAAGAUUACAGUUUUAGAUGUACAGAAGUGUGCUGUAGAUCAGGCUUUAGAAAGUCAGACUGGACAUCUGGAUCUUUUCCUUCGCUUUCUUCUGGGUCUUUCGCUGAAGUCCAGUCAGGAUCUCUUACAGACCUUAGUAUCACCGAUAGGAAGUAACUACCAGAGCGAAGAGAAAACAGUUCAGUACAUUAAGAAGAUGAUCAGUGAAGAUCUUCCUACAGAAAAAUCCAUCAAUCUGUUCCACUGUCUGAAUGAACUGGGUGAUAAUUCUCUAGAGGAGGAAAUCCAACACUACCUGAAAUCUGGAAAACGAAGUAAACUCUCUUCCUCACAGUGGUCUGCUCUGGUGUUUGUGUUACUGACAUCAGCACAGGAGCUGGAAGAGUUUGACCUGAAUAAAUAUAUCAGUGAAGAUAAGAUAACAGAAGCUGUUCUUCUGAAGGUGAUGCCUGUGAUUGCAGCAUCCAGAAAAUCAAUUAUCACCUGUGAUAAACGGGGAAUAAAAACCUGGUCAGCUCUGGUCUCAGCGCUUCACUCCGAAACCUCAAAUCUGACAGAAUUGCAUCUAACUGUGAAAAUCCUGGAUCUGACUGGGAAUAACCUAAAUGACUCAGGGGUGAAGUGUCUCUCUGCUGGACUAGAGCAUCCCUACUGUAAAGUUGAAACACUGAGAUUGCGUGAUUGUGGUGUCUCAGAUGAAGGCUGUGCUGCUCUGACUUCAGCUCUGAGAUCAAACCCCUCACACCUGAGAGACCUGGAUCUGUCCUGUAAUAAUGUAGGAGACUCAGGAGUGAAGUGUCUCUCUGUUCUACUGGAGAAUCCUCUCUGUAAACUGGAGACA
Messenger RNA from Clarias gariepinus (North African catfish), 2666 nucleotides. Its product is annotated as protein NLRC3-like. The record is from RefSeq and is a predicted model, not a curated record. Gene Ontology annotation, molecular function: protein binding. The annotation marks the transcript as partial. The transcript has 8 exons. NCBI's taxonomy places the organism in Eukaryota, Metazoa, Chordata, Actinopteri, Siluriformes, Clariidae.